Messenger RNA from Penicillium brevicompactum, 2862 nucleotides. Its product is annotated as putative cytokinesis regulator (Byr4). The transcript is spliced from 3 exons. Gene Ontology annotation, molecular function: GTPase activator activity. Bases 1 to 2862 code for a protein of 953 amino acids. Gene Ontology annotation, cellular component: SIN/MEN two-component GAP complex; mitotic spindle pole body. Lineage: Eukaryota; Fungi; Ascomycota; Eurotiomycetes; Eurotiales; Aspergillaceae. The record is from RefSeq and is a predicted model, not a curated record. Gene Ontology annotation, biological process: regulation of Ras protein signal transduction; mitotic spindle orientation checkpoint signaling.
AUGGAGACAAUUUACACACAACUACGACCGGACGUCGAGGAGUCAGUUGAAUGCUGGGACGACGACGACGAUCUACAAUUCAACGAGGAUAUUCAGUUCCGCACUGCGUCUAGUGCAGGCUCCAUAACAAACUCGUCAUUUCGACCCUCUGGCCACCGAGACUCCAUAUCAUCGAGACGCUCUGCCCGCUCAGACCUAGAGUCCAACGCCGGCGACGAGGACUGGCAGGUCCCGCUUUAUGAUCAUGACGAGUUCGCCAAAGAGGAGGCCAUUGCAUCCGCCAAAACCGCCGGAAUUCCCAUCCCUUCCAAUAUCCCGAAGUCGGCACUCAUUGGGGGUACAAUUAAGCGCUUGUCAAGUCGGAAAACCAGGAAAACCUUUGUUGACGACUGGUCAGAGGAUAUUGAGCUUCCUGGUCCAGAGACCGUUCUGAGACUCCAGACCCAUGAAACCGUGUUUCCGGAUUCUAUCGGAUUGCUCGGUUCCGUGGCUACCAGUCCAGUGAAACCCACUAUCUCAACACCAUGGAAUGCAGAGAUCUCUACCCGGCUUCAAUCUGCCCUGGGGGCAUUUGGUGACCUCGACGGAGAGACUGAGGGCCUAGAAUUCCCCGACGCUCCAACCCUCAAAGCCCCAACUCCUCGGUCUCCUCAAAAGAUUACGCCCGUCGAAGUGAAUCAGGAGACAGAAGAUGACUUUAACCAGGAUUUUGAGCUCCCCGAACAUCACCAACCUUUAGAACUAUCUCACCGAAAAGAAACCAACGGCGCCUCCACUCCCACCCUGGAUGACUUUGACCUUGAAUGGUCCGAAGGCAGUAUUGGCGUUCGAGUUGGAGGAACCGCUAGAGAUGGCCGGUCGCUCCCCAGCUCUUCCAUAUCGAUUGCUAGUCCCAGCGUCUCCAGCUGUCUGACGGCAGAGAGCGGGGAUGAUGGGCUUGAUGGCAUUGUUCUUCCCGACGGUCCUCUUGAUUUCAAUGCUUCUCUUCGAAAACGACAAUCAGCGCAAGAUGAAAACGGCGAGAUAGAAGAGAAGACGAUCCAUGCUCCCCCGGAUGUUGAUGACUUUUUCUCUGGAAUUGAAGUCGACGGCGAGAAAGCUUUCUCAUUUGGUAAACCAGACUUGAACCCCAACAUAAAACGCAAGACGGAACAACCAUCCAGCCCAACUCGUCGGUCAGCGACAACCCUGACAUUCACUAGUACGACGGGAUCCCCAAGGACGCGCAUCCCGCGACUAUCAGGCCAUGAGCGCACACAUUCCACACAUCUUGAAACCGUGUCAGAAAGCGGUGCUCCUCUCUUCAGGUUCAGGACAUCACAAUCCCGGCUUGGGCAUUCGUCACAGUCGUCAACCUCGAGCCUUCCGGUGUCUAACUCUAGCGCAACCUCUCCAACUCCUUUAACUUCUGCUCGACGGGUCCUGGGAUCACGAACUUCUCGAGACUCUACUCUCGUUGAUGAGAUCAAUCCUUCGGCUCGACGUCUAAAACCCAAGCGAUCUCUGCCCUCAAUCCGCGGUGUCGGGUCAGGUUCGUCGGUGCAAACCUCUCAACGAGCACCAGUCGAUCGUCCUAUUCGCAUCCCUACUGCCAGACCUAAAACACCGGUGGAGCGUGUCAUCCACGAUGGACGAUCACUGACUCGUAGAACUCAGGCGCCGUUUAUGCCAGCUGGUGUCUCAGAGACUCAGUCGCAUAAUGCCAGUGUGAAGGGGUAUCGGACCUCACGUCGCACGAACUCUGAUAGUUCUAGUGGCCUCUUGAGUCCACCAAACUCAUUCUCUCGUCUGAGCAGGUCAAGCCAACAUGAAUCCCUCCGUGCUGGCCCUAGUGAGACAGGCACUCAUUCCGCUGGCCACGCCUCAAAACGAACCAUCACCAAACCCACCAAGAGACGCAAUUUUGGCGAUGGAUCAGAGUUGGAAUCUUUUGAUGAUCUAUCUACAUCGGUCUUCGCAGAAAGCAAGUUUGUCAAAACUCCUACGGGCCGAGGCGCUCCGAGAUCUGUCAGGAACAAGCUCAGUCAGAGCCGAGCUGAUCUGACUCAUGGUGAAUCACCUCCCCAGCCGGUGACGUCUCCCUCAGCUUCCAAAUUGCGCAGUCCAACACCGAGGUUUGCCCAAGAUACCAAUGCUUCCCGGAAUGCCAGGGAACAACGCAUUGCUUCUAUGGCUAUGAGCUCGAAAGCCCGUGAAACAGGCUCUAUCUCGAGCUUCAACUCGGGUUGGAAGCCACAGCCAAUCUCACGGAUUCCUCCGCCAGCCGCUGCAACAAUCCGAAGCCGCAAAGGUAAACCGAGCUCCAAAUCGAUGACCAAGCCCCAUUUGAUCAAACCGAUGGGGAGUGGCGUCCAGGAUGCUAAAUCCGUGAGGGGCAUGCGCUACAAUCCCACCACGUUUCGGUGGGAAGGAAAUGAAAACCAGAUCCCUGAUUUCGAAAUCAGUGCUCCGAAAUCGCCCAAGCCUGCACCGGCGCUUAUCACCAACGUCGGCACGAUGCAAAACGUUCAAACCGUCGGGGGAUGUGCUGAGGCUGGAGACGAAGAUGACGUGUUUGCAGGCCUCGCUGAUCUGGAAGAUACGGUCACAAGCAGCACUAUCCAUGGGCGAAAGUCCGGGGUGUUUGAGGACCCCAGCCACGUGACAGGGGAAGACGGCAGUGGCGGUGAUUCUUCAGAUGAAGGACCUAUGACUGAGGAAUUUGAUGUUGGCCCAGAGUUUAUCCGACGACAACGGGUCGAAGAAGAAAAGUGGAGGCGGAAGGUUGACAAGUGGGUUGGUUUUGAUCGCGAUGAUCAAGCGAACCAUUGGAGAUGGAUCAUCCGCGAUUUGGUAGGCUUUGAUAACAAUUCAUUGGCCUGA